GGGUUAGGCAUUCCAUAUGAUUUUUCUUUUCAAUGUUUGAGGGUUCGAAAGAAAUUCAUUUAGGCAGUGAAGAAAUAAAUUCUUUCACAACUGAUAAUGUGAAAGGCGAUUUCGCAACCUCAAACAAUAAAAACGAUGAUCACCAUUCUCGAAAUCAACCUCUCAAUAUAGAUAUGAAAAUUAAUUCAAACAAUGAUAAAAUGGAAAAUCAUAUUAUUUCAGAGAAUAAUGAAAAAGAUAUAAAUAAAACCGAAGCCUUAAAAAUGGUGGAAGAUGAGGUGGAUCCAUUAUCUCAGGAAAUAAAUGAGCCUUACAACUCAACCAAUGAUCACAUAUGGCUUGAUUAUGAUCACCCUUCAACUCCAACCACAUCCAAUAAAAUAUCCAACCUGACUAAUCGACUCAAAAACUUAAUGCCCUCUACGUUGUCCUCUUAUCAAGUUAAGACUCAACAUCCUUACGCUUACACAUACGGUAACCUUCGAACAUCUAAUCAGAAUUCGGUCGGGAAUCGAGUUAUGCCUUAUUUCAGUUCUGUUAAGGGACCGCAUAUCUUUCUUUGGACCAUUCUCUGUUUUCCGAUCUCUUUUUUGAUAACAUUUCUCUUUUCCCUAUAUUACAGCUCUCUGACCCUGUAUAAUUUCUAUGAUUAUUAUUUCGGGGAUCGUCGUCACGCCCUUUACAGGCUCAAUACUCCUUUCAAAAUAGCACUUCUCACAUUGCUCUUACUUUUUUCUCCGAUUUUCGCGGUUUUAUGCGGAAUUUUUUCAGGUUUAUAUGUCGCUGUGACUCAAUUGACUUGCGAUUUCGAUGUGUGGAGAAAUGAGAUAUGUGAUUUUGAAAAAGGAUUUUAUGGAUGGCUUUGUACCGUGACUAAUUUACCACAUUGCUGCCCUUACGACGUAGCUCUAGCUAGAGAGACGAGAAUGAUCAAACAGGGUACAAAAUCUGCUAAAAUUGGUGGUAGCAAUAACGCAGAAAGAGUCAAUGUCAGUACUAUAGGAAGCGACGAACGAAGGAGACAUUUGCAGUUUGAUUACGGCAAUAUACGAAACAAGGGAACGGGUCUUUCUAUGAUGCCUACCAAUAACGCGCACGAGAUUAUAAAUCAUUCGAAUGGCGACAAAGUGUGAUUCAAUAUUUUUUAUACCUACUUUAUACUCUAUUAUAUAAGAAAAAAAAAUUAUAUUUUUUUAACAAAAACAUCUUAAUUAUAUAUGCAAAUUUAUAUAUAUAUAAUAAACAUAAAACUUGAAUUGAUGAAAUCUAACAUUCUGCUUUUAAAAGAAGUAAAAAAUGUUUAAAGGAGUUUAUUUUAUCAUUAUAAGAACCAGAGACCAAAACACAUUUUUUUUAAAAUACUAUUAUAUAAAA
Gordionus sp. m RMFG-2023 is the source of this 1374-nucleotide messenger RNA. RefSeq lists its product as uncharacterized. Bases 33 to 1133 code for a protein of 366 amino acids. NCBI's taxonomy places the organism in Eukaryota, Metazoa, Nematomorpha, Gordioida, Chordodea, Parachordodidae. The record is from RefSeq and is a predicted model, not a curated record. The transcript is spliced from 4 exons.